AUGGAAUCAAAUCACAAAUCCGGGGAUGGACUGAGCGGCACCCAGAAGGAAGCGGCCCUCCGCGCACUGGUCCAGCGCACAGGAUAUAGCUUGGUCCAGGAGAACGGACAAAGAAAGUAUGGUGGUCCUCCACCAGGCUGGGAUGCUGCACCCCCAGAAAGGGGCUGUGAGAUUUUUAUUGGAAAACUUCCCCGGGACCUUUUUGAGGAUGAACUCAUACCAUUGUGUGAAAAAAUUGGUAAAAUUUAUGAAAUGAGAAUGAUGAUGGAUUUUAAUGGCAACAACAGAGGCUAUGCAUUUGUGACAUUCUCUAAUAAGCAGGAAGCCAAGAAUGCAAUCAAGCAACUUAAUAACUACGAAAUCCGGAAUGGGCGUCUCCUAGGGGUCUGUGCCAGUGUGGACAACUGCAGGCUGUUUGUGGGAGGAAUCCCCAAAACCAAGAAGAGAGAAGAAAUCUUAUCGGAGAUGAAAAAGGUCACGGAAGGAGUUGUUGAUGUCAUCGUCUACCCAAGCGCGGCAGAUAAAACCAAAAACCGGGGAUUUGCCUUUGUGGAAUAUGAAAGUCACCGUGCAGCCGCCAUGGCUAGGAGGAGGCUACUGCCAGGAAGAAUUCAGCUGUGGGGACAUCCUAUUGCAGUAGACUGGGCAGAGCCAGAAGUUGAAGUUGAUGAAGACACGAUGUCUUCAGUGAAAAUCCUGUAUGUAAGGAACCUUAUGCUGUCUACCACAGAAGAGAUGAUUGAAAAAGAAUUCAACGGUAUUAAACCAGGUGCUGUGGAGCGGGUGAAGAAGAUCCGAGACUAUGCUUUUGUGCAUUUCAGUAACCGAGAAGAUGCAGUUGAAGCUAUGAAAGCUUUAAAUGGCAAGGUGCUGGAUGGUUCCCCAAUUGAAGUGACCUUGGCCAAGCCAGUGGACAAGGACAGUUAUGUUAGGUACACCCGGGGCACAGGUGGCAGGAACACCAUGCUGCAAGGAGAAUACACCUACCCUCUGGGCCAUGUUUAUGACCCCACCACAACCUACCUUGGAGCUCCUGUCUUCUAUACCCCCCAAGCCUACGCGGCCAUUCCAAGUCUUCAUUUCCCAGCUCCCAAAGCUCAUCUCAGCAACAGGACCCUCAUCCGGGCCCCUUCUAUCAGAGAAAUUUACAUGAAUGUCCCUGUAGGGGCUGCGGGAGUGAGAGGACUGGGCGGCCGUGGGUAUUUGGCAUACACAGGCCUGGGUCGCGGCUACCAGGUCAAAGGAGACAAGCGGGAAGACAAACUCUAUGACCUUCUACCUGGGAUGGAACUCACCCCGAUGAAUCCUGUCUCUUUAAAACCACAAGGAAUUAAACUUGCUCCUCAGAUACUAGAAGAAAUCUGUCAGAAAAAUAACUGGGGACAGCCAGUGUACCAGCUGCAUUCUGCCAUUGGACAGGACCAAAGACAGUUAUUCCUAUACAAAGUAACUAUCCCAGCGUUGGCCAGCCAGAAUCCCGCAAUCCAGCCUUUCACACCUCCGAAGCUAAGCGCCUAUGUGGAUGAAGCGAAGACGUACGCUGCAGAGCACACUCUACAGACCCUCGGCAUCCCCACAGAAGGAGGUGACACUGGGUCUGCAGCGGGCACAGUCACACCCGCCACUGUGUUCCCAGGAUAUGCUGUCCCCAGUGCCACUGCCCCUGUGUCUGCAGCCCAGCUCAAGCAAGCAGUGACGCUUGGACAAGAUUUAGCGGCAUAUACAACCUAUGAGGUCUACCCUACUUUUGCAGUGACUACCCGAGGAGAUGCAUAUGGAGCCUUCUGAAAAUCCUUUUCUUCUAAGAAUAAGACUCACAGAAUGCUCAGUAGAAGAUACAAACCUCUAACUAGAUCUCUCGUGAUCGUAAGCCAUUCCUUCCCCAAGGCAAGGCCUUUCCUGAGACUAUGUGACUUACUCAUUGUAUUACUCAUGAAAAGUGAAUAGUAUUCUUCAACAAAAGCAAAUGUUAAGGAGCCUUUAGCUUAAAAGAAAUCUGAAGAACCACUGACAGCAAAAGUUGUUCUUCCAAGGAUCCUGAGUGUCUUGGGAAAGUGAUAAAACCCUAACAAAUUGGUGUAAGCUCUCUUCGUACCAGGAGCUGGGGCCAGGCAGAGCUAGGCAGUCAAUAGCAAGGCACAGACAGUAAACCCCCUGUCUCAGUUACUGGCUCACAGCUGCUUCACCACUCACAAAAUCAAAAGAGACCAUAAAAAAGCAGGAGGCUUCAUAAGAGGUAUUCACCAUCGUCUACAAUGUAGGAUAAUCCCAGACCUGAGCUUGUGAAAACUGUCUGAAAUGUUGAAGGUUCCAUUAUCAUUUUUGGUGUGAAAAGUCUCUCCCCUCAAUCUGUCAGAGAUGAGCAUCUUCCUGUUCCUGCAACCUCUGGGGACUUCCUAGACAUCAAUACGAUGUGUUUCAAAUACGCUUGAGACAGAUCUAAGCCCUGUAUUUAUUCAACACCUUAAGCCACUGUUUUUCUUCAAAAUUCCUACCCUGCCCAAGGCCGCCCGGAUCACAGAAACCAUGCCAGCACUGAGUAUUGGAGUGAAAAAUGACGUUUUCUUGUCUGGAAAUCCUGACUUGUCCAUACUGUUUGCUUUCAUCUCAGACUCAUUUUGCUGAACUCAAACACUGGUAAAGUAAAUCAGUCAUACUAUCAUACUGUCAUAAUCAAAAAUUGGCCAAAAAGUCCUUUCAAAGACAAAAGUGAACGUGUUUUGUUUUUCUCACUCUGUAGUCCAGGCUGGCCUCAAACUUGUGGUUCUCCUUUCUCUGGCACCCCUGUGCUGGGAUUGUUGAUACACAAUGCCACAACCAGCUCCAAACAGUUAUAUUAAGUUUAGGUUAGCUUUGAAUUCUCUACCCAGUUCAUAUUAAAUCGACCAAGAAUCAUUGUCCUUCUCUUCUUCUGAUCUUCUUUCAGUGUGUGUAGGAGCCCUUACCAUGACUGAAUCCUUUUAUAGUGAAACUAUUCCAGGAAAGAUACCCAUCGUGCUUGCUUAGAGACCAUCUCUUCAGAGUUCAGUAAAAGUGU
Messenger RNA from Peromyscus eremicus (cactus mouse), 3037 nucleotides. It is a transcript of the gene A1cf, whose product is annotated as APOBEC1 complementation factor. The record is from RefSeq and is a predicted model, not a curated record. Gene Ontology annotation, molecular function: mRNA binding. The coding region runs from base 1 to 1788 and encodes 595 amino acids. The transcript has 11 exons. NCBI's taxonomy places the organism in Eukaryota, Metazoa, Chordata, Mammalia, Rodentia, Cricetidae. Gene Ontology annotation, cellular component: nucleus.